UUAAGAGUAACAAGUAUAUCUCGAGAGGGUGAGUAAAAAGAGUAAGUAGUGAGAGAGAGGAUAGUCAAGAGGCAUUAACAAAAGUAUUAAGAAAUGGGAUGCUGCUUUAGUGCCGGAAAAGUCACAGCUCCACCAGUCCCCGCCGCCGUUAAGAUUCCUCCACCCAUUGAAGAAGAAUCCGUGAAAGAAGUCGUGGUUCAGUCAGUUUCUGUAUCCGUCCCCGUACCCAUCUCCGUCCCUGUCCCUGUCCCAGUUCCGGACAUAGUUCCGUCAGCAGCUACAGUUAUCUCAGAUUCAGAACCUCAAGUUCCUCUGCCUCCCUCACCUCCAGCUCCGGAGAUCUCUCAAAGCAAGUCAGACAUUUGCAGCGUCUCUGUCUCUCACAGCUACUCAACCGCCACUACUGCUACUGCUGCUUCCAUCCUCGAAGACGACGCUCUCAGCAAACCCCACCGUCCUCUCCCUCCUCCUUCUUCUUCCACGUCUCGCCGGAACAGGCCUGACAGAGUCCUCAGAUCUCCGGGAGAGAGACAUUCUCCUCAGGGGAAGCAGCUCCGUCCCAGGUUAGUCCGAGAGAGACAGUCCCGUCAGCCAAACCCUACUCACAACCGGCGAAAUGUGGAUUCGGGUCCACUCCCACGGAGCGGGUUAUCGGAUAAUCCGAGGCGUCGCUCACAGUCACCGGCCACUCGUGUCCCGAGUUCCGCAAGGAGAAGCCCCAUGAAAAAGCGAGAAAAAGCUCCGGAGAAAGUAGGAGCAGCAACAGAGGUGAAGAAGGAAGAAGUUGAGAAAGUAGCUGUUGAGGUAAAGAAGGAAGAAGAUGGAGAAGCAGUGAAGGACCCUGAAGUGUCCAUGGAAUGCUUCAUCUUUCUCUGAUGGUCUCUUCUUACUACCUUCAUCAUUAACUGAUUUAACUCUGAUGUGAUUGAUUGAUCUAGUUCUUUUUUUUUCCCUUUUUUGAUUUGUAAAUUGCGGAAUGUAUUGAAUCAUAUAACCAAAUCUUUUGCGGAUCU
Molecule: messenger RNA, 1013 nt
Organism: Capsella rubella
Lineage: Eukaryota; Viridiplantae; Streptophyta; Magnoliopsida; Brassicales; Brassicaceae
Product: SH3 domain-binding protein 1
Exons: 1
Coding region: 94-876 (260 amino acids)
Source: RefSeq, a predicted model, not a curated record